Cuscuta campestris is the source of this 1111-nucleotide messenger RNA. NCBI's taxonomy places the organism in Eukaryota, Viridiplantae, Streptophyta, Magnoliopsida, Solanales, Convolvulaceae. The record is from the annotation of a GenBank genome assembly.
GUGAAGCGCAGCGUAAAUAAGAAAGGGAGUGAGUUUAUAUACAGUUUUAUGCAGACGCAUUUUUCUUAAGUUAAUUAUUCCUAGAGAGAGAAGAGAGAGAGUCCUUACCGGAAAUGGAAGCAGAAGAUGGGCCGUUUAAGAAACAAGGAUCCGUUCCAUUCAAAUGGGAGAUCCGACCCGGUGAGCCCCGGAGCAAGAACGAUCCGUCUUGCCCGGAACUUGACCGGAAGAAACCGUCGGUGACCAACCGGAGCCGCUCCGAUUUAUACACGCCUAAGAUGCUCAGGCCUCCGCCCGCCGGCCGCCUUUACUACCAGCCUGCUCCUCCCGCCGAGCCGCGCGCCCGCUCUUUCAAAUCCGCCCCGUGCCCUGCCCGGCAAGAGCGUUGCGGGUCGAGCACCGCCCGUGCCCGACCCGUAGCUGCGGUGUCCUCGGAUGGGUGCCUCCCGUUCCCGUCGUUGCUGAGGUGCGCAACGGGCGGGAAGGAGAGAAGCACGACGAAGUCCCGACGACCGGAGUACUUCUCCGACGUCGAGACGCCGUCGAGACGCUCGGUUUCGAGUUUCAAGUCCCUAUCACAUUUCACCGAGUCGCCUGUGUCGUCGUAUUUCUCGUCGAGCGGGUCCUCCCCGCCCCGCCCCUUGAACCGGUCCGAGUUCCCAGGGUUUCCUCCGUUAGUGGUGCCCGGAGGGCGUAGUUCAAGUGAUCAAUAUGGUGUGCAAUAGGACGCUCUGGCUUGGUCCUACUCCGGAUGAAGACAGUGCAUGCGUGAUGUUUAUAUUUUGCAUAAGGUAUGAGAGAACUCUAGUAUUGGAUUCCUCACGUUAAAAUUCAAUUCGCUUGAUCACGUGAUCGUUGGGUCAAUUCAGAGGGGACCUUCGGAGAUAGGGCGUAUCUUUUUUUUAGGUGGUGGUGGGAGAAUUGGAGGUUCAGUUUCAUCAUGAGGCCACAUUUUCAACAGGGAUGAUGCUGCGUCAGAGGAGGGAGGAGAGAGAAGAAGUGAGUGAUUUAAAUGGGUGCGCCAAGUAGGCAUACACGUAGGAUAGGUAACUGGGUAUUAACCUAGAAACUGGCUAAAAUACCAUGGGUGAAAGAAAGUGUUAAGUUGGAG